Argiope bruennichi is the source of this 4008-nucleotide messenger RNA. RefSeq lists its product as uncharacterized. Gene Ontology annotation, molecular function: oxidoreductase activity. Bases 77 to 3877 code for a protein of 1266 amino acids. The record is from RefSeq and is a predicted model, not a curated record. Lineage: Eukaryota; Metazoa; Arthropoda; Arachnida; Araneae; Araneidae. The transcript has 18 exons.
UUGAGGCUCACGGACACUCUGAGGAUUCUUCCCUCUUCGUUUUUGAAGUUUGGGUUCUCUCGUGGUAGCAGCAAUCAUGACCGUGAAAGACAAGCAGGCAAAAAUCCUCCCCCUCUUCAAGAACUUGACCGCUUUGCCUCCAGAGACUCUCCCUGAGGCUCAAAGAGAUUCUCGUCUGAAGGGAGUCGGAUUCCUGCCCAGAGGUCGACUCUUCUCAUGCUUUCACGAAGACCAUCUCGGAGAGGCCCAAGCACUCUAUGAGACACUCUGCGAGGCCAAGGAUUUUGAUGACUUCAUCAACCUUGCCAAACAAGCCAGAGAUGUUGUGAAUGAGGGUCUGUUUGCUUUUGCGCUGUCCGUGACUGUCUUGCACAGAGAUGAUUGCCAAGGAGUCAUCCUGCCACCAAUUCAGGAAGUCUUCCCAGAUAAGUUCAUUCCUGCCGAAACCAUCAACAGGGCCUUGAAGGCUGAUAAGGAAUCUACCAACCAAUCUAAGGUCAUCGAAAUCCAGAAAACUGGUAACAUCCUUGAUCCCGAAUACAAUCUUGCCUAUUUCCGAGAAGACAUUGGCAUCAAUGCUCACCAUUGGCACUGGCAUUUGGUAUACCCUGCCACCUUCAGGCCAGAUUUCUUUGGAAAACUGAAGGACAGGAAGGGAGAACUCUUCUACUACAUGCACCAGCAGAUGUGUGCUAGGUACGAUUGUGACCGUUUGUCUGUUGGCCUGCAACGUAUGAUUCCUUUCCAAAACUUCGACGAUAAAUUGGAAGGAUACUCUGCUCACUUGACUUCCUUGAUCAGUGGACUGAACUAUGCUUCCCGACCAGCAGGAAUGAGCCUCAGAGAUAUCCGUGAAGUUGAUGUUCAGGAUAUGGAAAGAUGGAGGGAAAGGAUCCUCAGUGCCAUCCAUACUGGUCAGGUGAUCGACAACCACGGCCAGGAAGUUCCUUUGGAUCUUGAAAGAGGUUUGGAUAUCCUCGGAGCCAUCAUUGAAUCAAGCCACGAAUCUCUUAAUAAGGGAUACUAUGGAACUCUUCACAACUGGGGACACGUCAUGAUUGCCAGGAUCCACGAUCACGAUGGAAGGUUCAAGGAAAAUCCAGGUGUUAUGGAUGAUACUUCCACUGCUCUUCGAGAUCCCAUCUUCUACCGAUACCACAGGUGGAUGGAUAACAUCUUCCAGGAAUACAAACGUCGUCUCCCAAGCUACACUCCUAAGGAUCUCAGCUUCCCUGGAAUCCGAAUUGUGAAUGUCACUGUGAAUGCUAAGGUUCCCAAUCUUGUCCACACUUACAGCAAAGACGCUUACUUGGAACUUUCUAAUGGUAUCAACCUGAAGAAUAAGAUUCAAGUUAAAUAUGAGCACUUGGACCACGAACCCUUCAGCUAUUCCAUCAAUGUUUCUAACAACACUGGUGCUGAUAAGAAGACCACCGUCCGUAUCUUCCUUGCUCCCAAAUAUGAUGAAUUAGGAAACAGGCUCGUCUUGGAAGAUCAGAGGAGGUUGUACAUCGAACUCGACAAAUUCACCUAUGACUUGCACCCUGGCAGGAACACCAUCACUCGUAAAUCCGUUGAUUCUUCCGUCACUCUGUCCCAUGUUCCAACCUUCGAAGAACUCGAAAAGGGAGAUGGCCUUCCUGACAGGGCUAGUGAAUACUGCAGCUGUGGAUGGCCAGAACACAUGCUUGUCCCCAGAGGUACUCCUCGUGGUAUGGUCUUCCAUCUUUUCGUCAUGCUCACUGACUAUGAACACGAUAAGGUUGCUGAUGCACCUGCCAAAGUUGUGUGCUCUGAUGCCGUCAGCUACUGUGGUGCCAAGGAUCAGAAAUAUCCUGACAAACGAGCUAUGGGCUACCCCUUCGAUCGUCCCAUCAAGGCCAGGACACCCAGCGAGUUCCAAACUCAGAACAUGUCCUUCAGCGAAGUCCGAAUCCAAUAUGGUGGACACAAGAAGCACAGAGACAGGCUUGCUUGUGAGCACUCAUCUCUCAAAAUGAGCAUCAAGGAGAAGCAAGACCAGCUGUUGCCCCUGUUCGAGAAGUUGACCACUUUAACAAGGCAGCAACUUCCACCAGAGCAAAGGGAUCCCAGGCUGAUCGGAGUUGGAGUUUUGCCCCGAGGUACUCUCUUCUCAUGCUUUCAUGAAAGGCACCUCAAGGAAGCCACCAAGCUCUUCGAAAUCCUCUUCACUGCUCCCGAUUUCGCAGACUUCCUGAAGCUCGCUAAGCAAGCCCGAGAUGUUGUAAACGAGGGACUCUUCGUCUACGCUUUUUCUGUGGCUAUAGCUCACCGAGAUGACUGCCGAGGAGUCACCCUGCCACCCAUCCAGGAAGUCUUCCCUGACAGGUUUAUUCCAGCAGAGACCAUCAACCUUGCAUCCAAGGAGGCCAAGAACAAGCCCACCGAAGAUGUCGUUGUGGAAAUUGAAGACACUGGUAACAUCUUGGAACCUGAAUACAAACUCGCCUACUUCCGUGAAGAUAUCGGUAUCAAUGCUCACCAUUGGCACUGGCACGUAGUAUACCCAGCUAACUGGAGCGUCGAGCUCACUGGAAAGCUGAAGGACAGGAAAGGAGAACUUUUCUAUUACAUGCAUCAACAGAUGUGUGCCAGGUACGAUUGUGAGAGAUUGUCCAACGGUCUCAACCGAAUGGUGGCCUUCCACAACUUCGAAGAGAGGCUUGAAGGUUAUGCUCCUCACUUGACAUCUCUUGUGAGUGGAUUGCACUAUGCUUCCCGACCUCAGGGAUUCAGUCUCCGGGAUCUUGUGGAUGUUGAUGUGCAAGAUAUGGAAAGAUGGAGAGAAAGGAUCUUGGAAGCUAUUGAUCUGAAGCAUGUCCAUGACUCUAAGGGUAAUGAAGUCCCUCUUGAUGAAGCCAACGGUGCAAACAUCUUGGGAUCCAUCAUUGAAGCCAGCUCUGAUUCACCCAACAAGGCCUUCUAUGGCUCUCUCCACAACUGGGGACACGUCAUGAUGGCCCGCAUGCACGAUCCCGAUGGUAGAUUCCAAGAAAACCCUGGAGUCAUGAGUGACACCUCAACCUCUCUUCGAGAUCCUAUCUUCUACAGAUGGCACAGAUUCGUGGACAACAUCUUCCAGCAAUACAAGUCAACUCUUCAGCCAUACUCUUGGGAACAACUAUCAUUCCCAGGAGUGAAGGUUGUCAACUGUGAAAUCAAGGCUAAGCAAAACAAUGUUAUCACAACUUUCAUGAAGGAUGAUGAAUUGAAUCUUGCUCACGGUAUCAACUUCGGUACUGACCACAAAGUUAAGGUAAAAUACCACCACUUGGACCAUGAGCCUUUCUCAUAUUCCAUCACCGCUGAAAACAACAGUGGAGCUCCCAAGCACGCCACUGUCCGAGUGUUCUUGGCUCCCAAAUAUGAUGAACUUGGAAACCGACUCACUCCUAAUGACCAAAGGCCUCUUUUCAUCGAAUUGGACAAAUUCCACAAACAAUUGGCCCCAGGAAACAAUGUUAUCAACCGCAAUGCUAUUGACUCCAGUGUAACCCUGGCUCACACCUACACUUUCGAUGAACUUAAGGCCGGACAGAGUGCUUCAGCUGACGCUAGCGAAUACUGCAGUUGCGGAUGGCCAGAGAAUAUGUUGGUGCCAAGAGGAACUCACAAAGGAAUGGACUUCCAACUCUUUGUCAUGCUCACCGAUUACACUCAAGAUAACCCUGAAGGUGCUAACGUGAAGACCAUCUGUAGCGAUGCCGUGAGCUAUUGUGGUGCCAAGGAUCAGAAGUACCCAGACAAGAAGCCUAUGGGAUUCCCCUUCGAUAGGCCUCUUCUCAAGAACGUUGCUGACAAACUUCCCACUGAAAACUCAUGCCUCACUGACAUCAAAAUCAAAUUCUUGGGUUAAACAACGAACUCUAAUUUUAGUUGCAAUCAAAAUAAAUCUGAAUUUCCGAUGUGGCAUUCAAAUGUAAAUCUCAGAAUUUCUUUGAAACCCAAAUUAAUUUAAAUAUUCAAUAAAAUGCUUACUACCUCGAA